CAAAGUACGUCCGCGUUGUGGAAAUUCUCCGUAUUGUAUGCCUUUUACAGGCCUCCGUAGUUUACGAAACUUUCCUGACGGACGCUGACCUGCGUUUUGAAGCAAACUUAGCUACAUUUUACAGGAAAAGGAAGGAGGAAUGUGGUUAUGAUGUGUUCUUUGGCUCUGUUCCCCCCACCGCUGUCCGGCGAUGGAGAGACUUCUCAAUACAACGAGUCCAACACAGAUCCAUCCGUCUGGUUUGAGGAUUCACCUGCUCUGAAUCUGUACUUCCCGCGAGAGUCACUGAAGCCUCACAGCCGCCAAGAGAGCAGCAGCAAGUCGGCCUUUAGGGACCACUGUGAGACGCUGUACACGAGGAGUGCAGGGGCUUGGCGUGAUGCCGGCCUGUCUGGACUCCUAAAUGAGAUCGCCAACUCCAGUGCAGAGGUGCCCAAGUGGCUAGGGGUGAGCUCGAGCUGUGUCCUGGCCUUGCUACGCUGGGUUUCCUCCUUCCACAGCUCUCUGUUUCCUCACCUAACAUUGAGCAGCGAGGAAAUGACCGCCGAGUUUUCCCAAGUGCUGGACUGGUCGGACUGUGCAGUGCGGAGCUUUGCCUGGCACCCACACACUCAGAAGUGUGCCGUGGCCCUUUCAGACGAUUCCAUCAAGAUCUACAACCCCAAGAGUGCUACUACUCCCACCCUGAAGCACCGUCUGCAGCGCAGUGUGGCGGCUCUGCAGUGGAAGCCUUUGUGUGCAUCUGCCCUGGCCGUCGCCUGUCACAACUGCCUGCUUGUCUGGCACGUGGACCCCACCUCACUUUCUACCAGGCCUUCCUCUGGCUGUGCCCAGGUCCUGUCUCACCCAGGCCAUUCCCCCGUCACGUCCGUCGCAUGGUCACCUAACGGACCUCUCCUGGUGUCGGCCUCUCCCAGGGACACUGCCAUGCUGGUGUGGGACGUCGCUGUUGAGAGCUGUGUGCCUCUCCACCGCGUGGGAGGGGGAGGAGUCACGUACCUGUCCUGGUCUCCCGAUGGCAGUCGUGUGCUGGCAGCUACACCCUCCUCCCUCUUCAGGGUUUGGGAAACCAGGAUGUGGACUUGUGAGCGGUGGCCUAGUCUGAAGGGACGCUGUCAGUCUGGCUGUUGGAGUCCUGAUGGGAGUCGGCUGCUCUUCAGUGUGCAAGGAGAGACCGUCAUCUAUGCCCUGACCUUCACUGACAACCCAGGGGUGCCCUUAAUGAUGUCAGGUGGGCCAAAGGCAGCAACAGUGGUGGCCGACCUGUCCGAGACCACCUUAAAUACACCCGACGGAGAUAUCAUGGUCGGAGGAGAGAUCCAGUCAUUGGUGUGGGAUCCGAGAGGAGAGCGUCUAGCCGUGCAUGUCAAAGGAGACGCCGGAGCAGGCCGCCCUGCCAUGAUCGCAGUGUUCAAGACUCAAAUCAGCCCCGCUUUUAAGCUUCUGCCAUGUGGUUUUGUCCAGGGGGAGGCCGGGACAGAGCCCAGACUGAUGCAGUUUAACCCCAACUACCAGCAUGGAGCCCAGCUCACUGUGUGUUGGUCCAAUGGGAAGAUUACCCACGUGCCUUUCUGCUUUAUGAGUGCUGGGAAUCCCCAGCCUGGCCUGGGAGGCAGCCCGUCUCUCCCCCUGACCCAGGGCAGACCAGCCGACUACAACAACCAGACUCUCUACACAGAACUCAUCUCCUGACCACAAACCCACACAUACACACACUCAAACUAACACAGAAACCAUAUUUCAGUACAAUUUAUACUUUUUUUUUACACUUUGUAAAUAAACGUGCACAAAGUGUAAUGCAAAUUGUGAA
Messenger RNA from Oncorhynchus kisutch (coho salmon), 1810 nucleotides. RefSeq names its product achalasia, adrenocortical insufficiency, alacrimia. The transcript has 17 exons. The coding region runs from base 148 to 1692 and encodes 514 amino acids. Gene Ontology annotation, molecular function: protein binding. The record is from RefSeq and is a predicted model, not a curated record. Gene Ontology annotation, cellular component: nuclear pore. Lineage: Eukaryota; Metazoa; Chordata; Actinopteri; Salmoniformes; Salmonidae. Gene Ontology annotation, biological process: nucleocytoplasmic transport.